AUGGAUGACCCAUUUCAGCAAAUGCCCACCACCCUUCAACAGUUCAUGAAAAGUAAAACCACUAUAAAUAACCAAACUUCUCAAGCCAUCAUUGACAUAAGGAAUAAUUUGACCAAGCUGAACACAACCAUGAAUCCACAAGAGAAAGGAAAAUUCCCAUCUCAAUCCCAACCAAAUCCUCAAGUCCAAAUGACUGCCAUAAAGUUUUCAUCAUCUUUUGAAGCAAAUGUCAAGACUUGCAAGGCCGUAAUAACUCUCCGUAGUGGUAAGGAGGUUGAUACAUUGAGUAAUGAAGCUGGCAAGAAAGGUGAAAGUUCCAAUUCCAAUGCACAAGGUAAAAAUUCAGACGUUGAUGAUUCUUUGGAAGCAAAGGUAACUCCUCCGGCACCUUUUCCUCAAAGAUUGAUUCCUUUGCAUAAAGAUAAAUAUCAUGCUGAGAUUUUAGACAUUUUUAGACAAGUGCACAUUAACAUUCAACAAAUCUCAACAUAUGCCAAAUUUUUUAAGGAUUUGUGUACGGUUAAAAGAAAACUUAAUGUGCAAAAGAAGGCAUUUCUCAUGGAACAAGUCAACGCCAUUAACCAAUCCAAUACUUCUCCUAAGUAUAAAGAUCCAAGUUCUCCAACAAUAGCUUGUGUUAUAGGAAGCUCCAAAACAGGCCAAGCACUCCUAGACUUAAGUUCUAGUCUUAAUUUGCUUCCUUACAACUCCUAUGAACAACUUGGUUUAGGAGAGUUGAAACCAACUUCUAUCAUCUUGCAAUUGGACGACCAUUCAAUUAAAAAGUCUAGGGGAGUAGUAGAAGAUGUGUUGAUGCAAGUGGAUACAUUUUAUUAUCCUGUUGAUUUUGUGGUAUUCGAUGUUCAAUUAACUCCUCAUUCAGUUUUUCAGGCACCCGUCAUUUUAGGGAGGCCAUUUUUCGCCACUUCCAACGCUUUGAUAAAUUGUCGAAGUGGCAUCCUUAAAUUGACGUUUGGAAAUAUGACGUUGGAGUUAAAUGUGUUCAACACUUGUAGGCAACCACAAGAUUUGAAAGAACCCCAGGAAGUGAAUUAUUUCGAAUCUUUACUUGUUGAAAAAAUUUUUUUAUUAGAGCAAGAAAGUCAAAUGGAACAUGUUUUACCUAGAACCUUAGAAAAUAUUGAGCUGUUGGAUAAUGAUCAGUUGAGCACGAGGAACAACUCCUAUGGGUCCUCAAGCAACAUAAAGGAGCAUUUGGAUGGUCGGUUGCCGACAUCAAAUGUUUUGAGGAAAUUGGAGCUAAAUGAAUUAGAAGAGUUGAGACAUGAUGUCUACGAUAAUGCCAAAUUGUACAAGGAGAAAACUGAGGCUUUCCAUGACAAGCACAUUCUAAGAAAGAGUUUUCUCCCCAAUCAAAAGGUUCUCUUCUACAACUCUAGACUCCAUGUGUUUACUGGUAAACUUCGAUCCAAAUGGAGUAGUCCUUAUAUUGUUCAGACAGUGUUUCCCCAUGGGGCUAUUGAAAUCCUCAAUCCACACAAUGGUAAUAUGUUUAAGGUUAAUGGACAGCUGCCCAAACCUUUCCUUGACCAUUUUUCACCAGAUGAUACCAAAAUCCAUUUACUGGACCCUGACCCUCCGGCCGAGACUUGA
Molecule: messenger RNA, 1614 nt
Organism: Juglans regia (Persian walnut)
Lineage: Eukaryota; Viridiplantae; Streptophyta; Magnoliopsida; Fagales; Juglandaceae
Exons: 3
Coding region: 1-1614 (537 amino acids)
Source: RefSeq, a predicted model, not a curated record